AUGCCUUCGCUUAAUUCCUUCUUAUUGCUUCUGUUCGCAGUCACCGCCUGUAGCGCUUCUAUAUUCCUGGAACAGAAAGACGGAGACGACAAGGAGUGUCACAUUCUCAAGAACGAGCCGAUUCACGAGGUCAUGGACCAGAUUUGCGACAUGUGCCACGAGCUGAGCUCUCAUUCCAAACCCAACAUGCGCGCCGACUGCAGGUAAUCUUUUGAGUCCCGAUUAACAGCCACGAAAAGAAGCUUCUUCGCUCAAAAACGAUAUUUCAGGUCAGAAUGCUUCUCUACAGAAACUUUCCGCGACUGCCUACGGAUAUUUUCUCCGAGACAUCACGCACACCACCACGCAGCCAGACGGAUCAGGGGUUAA
Molecule: messenger RNA, 369 nt
Organism: Caenorhabditis auriculariae
Lineage: Eukaryota; Metazoa; Nematoda; Chromadorea; Rhabditida; Rhabditidae
Source: the annotation of a GenBank genome assembly